CAGCUGCGAGCAGCAACAAAACAAGCCAGGCCAGCGGAUACAUAAACAAAAGUAGCAGCCCGCUGCAACCCCUCGGAGCCAAAAACCGAACCACCACCACUACCACUUGCACCACCCAACCACCAAUAACAACAACGGCAGCCCAUCUGUAACCAAAGACCUCCGCAGUUAAUAUUACUUUUUCGAUCGAAAUCCGCCAGCUCCACAGACAUGGCUCUGGACUUUGUGGCCACCUAUAAGGUUCUGGUGCUAGGGGACUCCAAUGUGGGCAAGACCUGCAUCGUUCACAGGUAUUGCGAUGAGAAGUACUACGACACAUAUAUCUCGACCAUAGGCAUAGAUUUCAAGCAGAAGCUGAUUAACCUCGAUGGCGUGCCCAUAAAGCUGCAAAUCUGGGACACGGCAGGACAAGAGAGAUUCCGGACACUGACCACGGCAUAUUACAGGGGCGCCAUGGGCAUCCUGCUCAUGUACGAUGUGACCAAUCUGGAGAGCUACAACAACCUGUCCUACUGGUUGCGCAACAUCCAGGAGAACGCCUCGCCGGACGUCGUUAAAGUCCUGGCGGGCAACAAAUGCGAGUGCUCCGCCACCCAGCGAAUGGUGGACAAGGAAAGGGGCGAGAAGAUUGCCGAGAACUUUGAUAUGCCCUUUUUCGAGGUGUCUUGCAAGUCGAAUAUAAAUAUUGAGGAUGCUUUUCUGUCACUAGCCCGCAAAAUCCGAGAGCAAAGAGAGAGACGGGGGGACAACUUUGACAACGACGAGAGCAAAGACAAGAAAUCACCCGGCUCCAAUGGCCUCGGAACCUUUAGUCUUGGCAGUCUUUCCGGCGACAAUCGCUGCACCUGCUAAAAUACUCAUUGAUGGAUUACGAUGCGAUCGCAACCGCAACCGCAAACCGCAAAACCUGAACAAGUUGUCCAAAGCUAUUGAGCGUUGUAGCGUUGUAGCCAAAUGUUCGUGAAUAGGCCGCGUUUUAAAUGCAAACCACUUGAGGGGCUGCCUGCAUUGCAUUCUGUGUAAAGCAUUCAGAUUGUGCAUUUUAAGGUACACUUAGUCCAAGAGGAGAUAGCAUAAAUAUUUUAGAAUAUUCCUGCAAAUACAUAACGGUCGAUUAUA
Drosophila ficusphila is the source of this 1119-nucleotide messenger RNA. RefSeq names its product ras-related protein Rab-13 (gene RabX4). The transcript is spliced from 4 exons. Gene Ontology annotation, molecular function: GTPase activity; GTP binding. NCBI's taxonomy places the organism in Eukaryota, Metazoa, Arthropoda, Insecta, Diptera, Drosophilidae. Bases 211 to 852 code for a protein of 213 amino acids. The record is from RefSeq and is a predicted model, not a curated record.